Molecule: messenger RNA, 1381 nt
Organism: Chrysoperla carnea
Lineage: Eukaryota; Metazoa; Arthropoda; Insecta; Neuroptera; Chrysopidae
Product: ornithine decarboxylase-like
Exons: 4
Coding region: 85-1326 (413 amino acids)
Cellular component (GO): cytoplasm
Molecular function (GO): ornithine decarboxylase activity
Source: RefSeq, a predicted model, not a curated record
CGUAAGUCGCUUUGCUCAAAAGUUCUCUUUUCAAUUGGUUUUUACUUUUUAAUAUUCUCUUGGUGUUUGCAAAGUGUAAUAAAAAUGAACGUUAAUUGUAUUCAACCGAAAAUACGAAAUAUGGUACAGUUAAUUAUCGAUAAAUUCGAAGAGAAAGAUGCAUUCCAUUUAAUCAACAUCGAUGAUCUUGUUAAUAAAUAUACAGAAUUCCAAGAAGUUUUACCAAAAGUUUUUCCAUUUUAUGCUGUGAAAUGCAACAAUGACGUUGUAAUAUUAAAAGUUCUGGCAGCUUUGGGUAUUGGCUUCGAUUGUGCUACAAAAAAUGAAAUUCAAACUAUGUUAUCGCUAGGCGUUUCACCCGAUAAAAUUGUUUAUUCACAUCCAGUUAAACAAGAAUCACAUCUUGAAUAUGCCGCCUCCGUAAAUGUAGGAUUGAUGACAUUUGAUUGUACAGCUGAGUUACAUAAAAUUUUACAAUUUUAUCCAUCCGCAAAAUUACUGAUACGACUUAGCUGUGAUGACAAAACAAGUGUGCAUAAGUUUGGCAACAAAUAUGGCUGCAAUUCUGAUAUUGAAGCAUUUGAGCUACUUGCCGUCGCACAUUCAUUAAAAUUAAAUGUUGUCGGAGUAUCAUUUCAUGUUGGAAGUAUAUGCCGAGACUAUAACUCAUACACAUAUGCAAUAAAGAGAUCGCAAAAGGUAUUUGCAUUAGGAAAAUCGAUGGGAUUUAAUAUGAAUCUAUUGGAUAUUGGAGGUGGUUUUCCUGGUUACAAUCAAAUUGAGUUUCGAAAACUUGGAAGGGUUGUUAAUGAUUCGUUGGAAACAUAUUUUUCUAGUGAAAAUGUACAAAUUAUAGCAGAACCUGGCCGGUAUUUUGUUGAAUCAGCUGUAACUGCGGCAUGUCGAAUAACAUGUAUAAAAAAACGAAAAGAAAAUAUUUCGUAUUACUUGAAUGAUGGAAUAUGUGGCUCAUUUGCAUUUACUAACUUUGUUAGGGAUCCAUUUGAGUUUAAAAUUUUAAAUGACUUAUUAGACUCGGAAUUAUACUCAUCAAUAGUUUAUGGGCCAACUUGUUGGGGUGAAGAUAUUGUAGAUAAAUCAGUACAUUUACCUCAACUACAAAUCAAUGAUUGGUUAUAUUUGGAACAUUUUGGUGCUUACAAACAAGUGUUUGUAACAACCUUCAAUGGUUUUUCAAAACCAAAAAUGUAUGCAAUCUGUAGUACAAAUAUAUGGACUCUUUUCAAAGCGAAUUUUCCAAAUUCUGAGUAUAAAAUUCAAAAAGAUGGUACCUGUAUGAUUAUCGAAAAUAAUGAACGAUUCUAAUAAAAUUUUUCAGUGUACUUUUAGCAGAAAUGCGAAUAGGUCGUAAAGUAUUUUC